CUGCUCCUCGGGUUCUCGCUGUCUCCCUGUCCUGGCCUGUCCUGAAUCGAACUGAGCCGUGCUGCCAGGAUCAGGCAGCAGCAGGCAGCAGACAGCAGGCAAGGCACAUCAGUAGGCAGUGCAAGGCAGGCAGGCAGGCAGUCGGCAGGCAGGUCGCCACUUCUCGCAGACUUCUUCGCAUCUGCAUAAAUCAAACCCAGAGGCAGUAGCAGAAGCAGUUAGCCACCCCAAGAAAAAACUCUACAACAGAAAAAUACCGAAAAACAAAAGAAAAACAAACAAACAAAUAGAAAUAGAAAAGAGAGACAUCGAAGCAGAGAAACGAUAGGAGAACGAAAAAAAGUGCCAAGUGAAUGUGAAAGUGAAAGUGUGUGCAAAAUGACUUGAAGUGCAAGACUAGACACCUAUGUACGUACCACCUACACCACCCAGCCUGGAACACACUACGUAUACGCAAUGCGGCCCAGGCGCUCAUACGCCCCGUUGGCCCGCCAGCCCUUCGAACUAAGACUCGGGCUGGGGCUCGAACAGCCAUCGCUCGCCAUGCCGUCUUGAGUGCAAAAAAUUACCCGCCAAAAACCCAAAAACACACACGGCCGGCUUGCGCCAAAGACAAUGUAAGCGCCGGCACUAGAAUGUAGAGCAGUUUUUUCUUCAUUUCCCAAAACUAACUAACAAAACCAGCCAGCCAACAACAAAUAACAAAAUAGACAAAGUUACAUUUUUACCAAUAUCGAUAAUAUUAAUCACUUGAUAAUCAGCGCCAGUCAAACGCAACAUUUCGUUCGUAAACAACAACUACAACUAGCCACAACAAAGCAAGUCAAAGCCAAGAAGCAACCAAAUAAGCAGGCAAUACCAGUCAGUCCGUAACGUCAGCAGCAGAAACCAACGAAAAACCAAAAUAAUAAAGUAAAACGAUUGAGUAACUCCAGUUUCAGUACCGCACCGAUUCCGAUUUGAGCAAAAAUUCAAGCGUCUGAAUUUGAUUUCGAUAUCGUCUGGCCCGUUCCGUCUUCAAGUCUCGGCCAAAGGUUCGUCAUCGUCCCGACACACUCUCAGUUUCUACAAAUUCAGACGUAGAUCCUUAGUUAAUUCACCUUUUGUAUUGUGCAUUUCGGCAAGCAAAUAUUUUGGAAAGGAUCCCCAGAGAACAAAAAAAAAAAAAGGCGAAGAAGAGCAGAAGUCAACACUCGAAAUCGAAAACUACGAAAUUACCUGAAAAUUUUUAAACAACCAAAAAGUCUAUGAAUGCAACAAAAAUUACACGCUAAAUUUUACAAGUGCAAAAUUUUCUUAUAAUAAUUUAUCAAAAAAAUAAAAAUAAAUUUACAAAAAAAAAAAAAAUUAAAAAAGAAGCAUAAAAAAACGGAACUUAGUGAGAAAAUUAAUCAAAGUUUAGAGAGAACAUUAAAUGCAAACGGAAUAUCAAAAAUUGUUGUGAUGUGAUAUUUUUUCGAUGUACUUUUAUUUGAGGGUUACACCAUAUCGAGAAGUUAUCCAAUGAGAAAGCCGCUUAAAUUUUGGAGGAUCUAUGAUGGACGACAGAGAAAAAUAGCGCUUUGUUUGUGAAAGAUUUUUUGAGCGCAAGCAAGGAUUAUUAAAACGAAAACCAAGCCAAACCAACUAAAUACCCAAAACGACAAAAAUCGACACAAAAAACGACGAAAAACGAAUAAAAAUCCCAAAAUUCAUUCGCAAGUUUUUCGGGCCAAGCAUCGAAAACACACUUUUGAGAUUCAAAAAAUCAAAGCGAAAGAAACAAAAACAAACUGGAAAGGAGCAAAAAAGGACUGGAGAAGGAGAACGGGUGUAAAACGAAGGGAAAUACAAAUCAAAUUUAAAUAAAAUUAAAUGCAAAGGACAUUCGCAUGUGUGUGGUGGUGGAAAGAAAAUUCAAAACAAAAUUCACAAUUAGAAAACGCAGGAAAAAACGUAGAAAACGCAGACACAAAAUCAAGAGUGCCGGCAGCAACAGCAGCAACCAACUGUCAACAGCGGGAAGAAUUUUGAACUGGAACAUUUCGACCAAAAAGUUGGGCGACAGCAAAAUUUCAACGUUUGGCGCACUACAAACACAGCAGCAAGGACAUCGCGGCCAGGCAGCCAGGAUUGCAGGAGCGAGCGGUUUUGAAAGCGCAGCACACAUCGACAAACCCUUCUCACACGGACUAGUACUCAGAAUCGGACCAGGAUACCUUUUGGCUUAGAAAGCGGCCCACGGAAAAACCGCAGCCAGCAAUUUAAGCUUGAAAUCACGCAUACGCCGCGGCGAACUCUCGCUCUCUUUGCCGGAACGAAGGGGUAUUGCCAGAGAAAAAGCAGCCAAUCCGAGGAAGCGGGUUGGCCGAGGGGCAAGGCAGAGAAAGCAGCGAAAGCAGGAGCGAAAUCAUCGAGAGCUGAGAAGCGCGAGGCGAGAGAGCUGCUGCUGCUGGUGGGCAUCAUCUUAUGAUGUCAUCAGAGGAGUACGAGGCGGACUGUUUUGGUUUGUACAGCGAUGAGAACAACGUGCUGCUGAAGGCAAACGAGCCGGAGACAACGGCCGCCACCAAGCAACAACAUCAGCCACAGUUUCAGCAGCAACAGCAACAGCAACAGCAACAGCAACAGCACCAUCAUCAACACCAGCAACCACCGCCGAGCAGCAACGGUCACACGUCACCAAUACCCUCACAAGUCAACGGCGACGGCAGCGCGGCGAAUUGCGGCGAGAGCGGCAAGACUAAUACCAAUACAGGCAGCCACAGUCACAGCAACAGCGGCAACACCAACACAGACGCAGACAAGGAGCAAGAGCGAGAGAAGGCAAAGGAGAAAGCGAACGAAGAGGAGUCCGAGGAUUCCGACGACGACGUCGUGGUUGUACUCGAAGGCUGCGAAGGCAACGCCAGCAGCAGCAGCAGCAGCAGCAACAGCAACAGCAACGCCAGCAGCAACAACCAUAAGGCAGCGGCCACGACGACGACGACGGCGACGACGGCGAACCAUUGUAAUCGCAGUGGCGGCAGCAGUCGCAGUCAUCGCAGCGCCCGCAGUAGUCGGCAAAUCAGUCAGUCAACGGCCGUCGGCAAGACAACAACGUGCGCGGCUAAAAAACCAACAGCAGCACAGGCGACCACGACAACAGCCAAGAACUCGAACUCGAACUCGAACGUGAACGUGAACGUGAACGUGAAUUCAAACGGUAGCGGAAACGGAAACGCGAACAGUAAAGUGAAUCGUCGUUCGCGUCAAAGAUCCUUGAGCAAAGACAUUAACAAUCAGCCAGCGAGCAGUAAUAGCAAUAGCAACAGUAGUAACAACAGCAGCAACAGCAACGGCGGAGCAACGGCAACCGCUGCUGGCUUCAUGAGUAGCGCUGCCGCGGCUGCUGCGGGUGCCGCUGGUGGAGGAGCCCUGUUCCAACCACAAUCGGUCAGCACGGCCAAUAGCAGUAGUAGUAACAAUAACAAUUCAAGCACACCGGCUGCUCUUGCCACCCAUUCGCCCACGAGCAACUCACCAGUUUCGGGCGCCAGUUCGGCAUCGUCCUUGUUGACGGCCGCCUUUGGCAACCUGUUUGGUGGCUCCUCGGCCAAGAUGCUGAACGAGCUGUUUGGCCGCCAGAUGAAGCAGGCCCAGGACGCAACGAGUGGCCUGCCCCAGAGUUUGGACAACGCCAUGCUGGCCGCCGCCAUGGAGACGGCCACCAGUGCCGAGCUGUUGAUCGGCAGCCUCAAUUCCACGUCCAAGUUGCUGCAGCAGCAGCACAAUAACAACAGCAUUGCUCCCGCCAAUAGCACGCCCAUGAGCAAUGGCACAAAUGCAUCGAUCUCGCCGGGAUCGGCCCACAGUUCCAGUCACUCGCAUCAGGGAGUCUCGCCCAAAGGAAGUCGCAGGGUGUCGGCCUGCAGUGAUCGCUCCUUGGAGGCGGCAGCUGCUGAUGUUGCUGGUGGCUCGCCGCCACGAGCGGCAUCGGUGAGCUCGCUGAACGGAGGAGCCAGCAGUGGGGAGCAGCACCAGUCUCAGUUGCAACACGACCUGGUGGCACAUCACAUGCUGCGCAAUAUACUGCAGGGCAAGAAGGAGCUGAUGCAACUGGAUCAGGAGCUGCGCACCGCCAUGCAGCAGCAGCAACAGCAGCUGCAGGAGAAGGAGCAACUGCACUCCAAGCUUAACAAUAAUAAUAACAACAAUAUUGCUGCCACCGCCAACAACAAUAACAACACCACAAUGGAGAGUAUCAAUCUGAUCGACGAUUCGGAAAUGGCUGACAUCAAGAUCAAGAGUGAGCCCCAGACGGCUCCGCAGCCACAGCAAUCGCCGCACGGAAGCAGCCACAGCAGCCGAAGUGGGAGCGGCAGUGGGAGCCACAGCAGCAUGGCCAGCGAUGGCAGCCUGCGACGCAAGUCCUCCGACUCCCUGGACAGCCACGGGGCGCAGGACGAUGCGCAGGACGAGGAAGAUGCUGCGCCCACUGGCCAGAGAUCCGAGAGCAGGGCUCCGGAGGAGCCACAGCUGCCCACCAAAAAAGAAUCCGUGGACGAUAUGCUUGACGAGGUGGAGCUCCUGGGUCUGCACUCCCGCGGAUCCGAUAUGGAUAGCCUGGCCUCGCCCAGUCACUCGGACAUGAUGCUGCUGGACAAGGACGAUGUCCUGGACGAGGACGACGACGAUGAUUGCGUGGAGCAGAAAACAUCCGGCAGCGGAUGUCUCAAGAAACCCGGCAUGGACUUGAAGCGCGCUCGCGUCGAGAACAUCGUGUCGGGAAUGCGAUGCAGUCCAUCCUCCGGAUUAGCGCAGGCAGGACAACUGCAGGUAAAUGGUUGUAAGAAGCGCAAGCUCUACCAGCCCCAGCAACACGCCAUGGAGCGUUAUGUGGCCGCCGCAGCUGGUCUGAAUUUCGGCCUCAAUCUGCAGAGCAUGAUGCUCGACCAGGAGGACAGUGAGUCCAAUGAGCUGGAGUCCCCGCAAAUCCAACAGAAGCGUGUGGAGAAAAAUGCGCUCAAGUCCCAGCUGCGAUCCAUGCAGGAGCAGCUCGCGGAGAUGCAGCAGAAAUAUGUGCAGCUGUGCUCGCGCAUGGAGCAGGAAUCCGAGUGCCAGGAACUUGACCAGGACCAGGAUGUGGAACAAGAACAAGAGCCGGACAAUGGCAGCAGUGAUCAUAUCGAGCUGUCGCCCUCGCCCACUUUGACCGGAGAUGGUGACGUUAGUCCCAACCACAAGGAGGAAACUGGGCAGGAACGACCUGGUUCCAGCUCACCCUCACCAUCGCCCCUAAAACCCAAGACAUCGCUGGGCGAGAGCAGCGACUCAGGCGCUAACAUGCUAUCCCAGAUGAUGAGCAAGAUGAUGUCCGGCAAGCUGCACAAUCCACUGGUGGGUGUGGGUCAUCCCGCCCUGCCUCAAGGAUUUCCUCCACUGCUCCAGCACAUGGGCGACAUGUCGCACGCAGCCGCCAUGUACCAGCAGUUCUUCUUCGAGCAGGAGGCGCGCAUGGCCAAGGAAGCCGCCGAGCAGCAGCAGCAACAGCAGCAACAGCAACAACAGCAGCAGCAGCAACAGCAGCAGGAGCAACAGCGCCGCUUCGAGCAGGAGCAACAAGAGCAGCAGCGACGCAAGGAGGAGCAGCAACAGCAGAUCCAGCGCCAGCAGCAGCAUCUGCAACAGCUGCAGCAACAGCAAAUGGAGCAGCAACAUGUGGCCACUGCCGCCCCCAGGCCGCAGAUGCACCACCCAGCGCCCGCCCGCCUGCCCACACGAAUGGGCGGUGCUGCUGGCCACACGGCCCUCAAGUCCGAACUGUCGGAAAAGUUCCAAAUGCUGCGCGCCAACAACAAUAGCUCAAUGAUGCGCAUGUCGGGCACGGACCUGGAGGGACUGGCCGAUGUGCUCAAGUCCGAGAUCACCACCUCGCUGUCCGCUCUGGUGGACACCAUUGUGACCCGCUUCGUCCACCAACGGCGGCUGUUCAGCAAGCAAGCGGACUCCGUGACCGCGGCUGCCGAGCAGCUGAACAAGGACCUGCUGCUGGCUUCGCAGAUCCUCGACCGGAAGUCACCGCGCACCAAGGUGGCGGACAGGCCCCAGAACGGACCCACGCCCGCAACACAAUCAGGUAAUAAUGGUUCACUACUCCUAGCUAAUAGUCAAAUGCCCUCCCAAACGACCGCGAGCGGGUCGAGUGCGCAGCAGCAACAGCAACAGAAUGCCCAGCAGCAGCAUCAGGGCUCGCAGCAGCAGCAGCAACAGAAUGUGGUGCAGCAGCAGAAUGUGGCGCAGCAGCAGCAUAUGCAGCAGCAGCAGCAACAGCAGCAGUCGCAUCCUUUACUGCCGCCCAACUGCCAACAGUUGAUCUCCGCCCCUCGCCUGAAUGGCAGCCAGUUAUCCUUCGCUUCGCCCGCCGCUGCUGCAGCCGCUGCAAUGGGUCUGCAGAUGCACCAUGCCGCCGCAGCAGCAGCAAUGUCCGCCCAGCAGCAGCAGCAACAGUCCGGGGAUCCCGGCGCGAAUACUAACCCAAACAGCGGGCCAGCAAACCCCACUAACAGUAGCUUAAGUACCCUUAAUAUACCGCCACCUCACAUACGUCCUUCGCCCACAGCGGCUGCCAUGUUCCAGGCGCCCAAAACGCCACAGGGCAUGAAUCCGGUGGCCGCCGCCGCGCUCUACAACUCGAUGACCGGACCCUUCUGCCUGCCGCCCGAUCAGCAGCAGCAGCAACAGACCGCCCAGCAGCAACAGUCCGCCCAGCAGCAGCAGCAGAGCUCGCAGCAGACACAACAGCAGCUGGAGCAGAACGAGGCCCUCAGCCUGGUGGUGACACCAAAGAAGAAGCGCCAUAAGGUGACCGAUACGCGCAUCACGCCGCGCACCGUCAGCCGCAUUCUUGCCCAGGAUGGCGUUGUGCCGCCCACCGGAGGCCCACCGUCAACCCCCCAGCAGCAGCAACAGCAGCAGCAACAGCAACAGCAGCAGCAACAACAGCAGCAGCAACAGGCGUCGAACGGCGGCAACAGCAAUGCCACGCCCGCCCAGAGUCCGACGAGGAGCAGUGGAGGAGCCGCAUACCAUCCGCAACCACCGCCACCACCACCACCCAUGAUGCCCGUGUCCUUGCCCACCUCCGUGGCCAUACCUAAUCCCUCGCUGCACGAGUCCAAGGUCUUUUCACCGUACUCGCCGUUCUUCAAUCCGCACGCAGCCGCUGGCCAGGCAACGGCGGCCCAGCUCCAUCAGCACCACCAGCAGCACCACCCGCACCACCAGUCCAUGCAGCUGUCCUCCAGUCCGCCGGGCAGCUUGGGCGCUCUGAUGGACUCGCGCGACUCGCCGCCGCUGCCCCACCCGCCGUCGAUGCUCCAUCCCGCCUUGCUGGCCGCCGCCCAUCACGGCGGAUCGCCGGACUACAAGACCUGCCUGCGGGCCGUCAUGGACGCCCAGGAUCGCCAGUCCGAGUGCAACUCGGCCGACAUGCAGUUUGACGGCAUGGCUCCUACUUCUUCUACAUUGACACCGAUGCACCUGCGCAAGGCCAAGCUGAUGUUCUUCUGGGUGCGCUAUCCCAGCUCCGCGGUGCUCAAGAUGUACUUCCCGGACAUCAAGUUCAACAAGAACAACACAGCACAAUUGGUGAAAUGGUUCUCGAACUUCCGAGAAUUCUACUACAUACAAAUGGAGAAAUAUGCACGACAAGCUGUCACCGAAGGCAUCAAGACACCCGAUGAUCUGUUGAUUGCUGGAGAUAGUGAAUUGUAUCGCGUGCUCAAUUUGCACUACAAUCGCAAUAACCACAUUGAGGUACCCCAGAAUUUCCGCUUCGUGGUCGAAUCGACUCUGCGGGAGUUCUUCCGUGCAAUACAGGGUGGCAAAGACACCGAGCAGUCGUGGAAGAAGUCCAUAUACAAGAUCAUCUCGCGCAUGGACGAUCCCGUGCCCGAGUACUUCAAGUCGCCCAAUUUUUUAGAGCAGCUGGAAUAAGUGGAGGAGUUGGCGCUGCCGACGCUGCCAUUGCCGCAUCCACUGGGAAUGCCACCGCCCAUCAGUCCGGCCAGCACCUCCACCACCUGCAGCACCGCUACCACCACCAACUCCAGGCCCGGCAGCAGCCAUCCGAAGGCGAAGCGCAGGCCAAAGCUAAAAGGCUAAACCUGCGCAGGAAACACGACUGGAUAUGACCAACUACCCAGCAAAUAAAAUCGAGGAUAACCAAUUCGACAAACAGUAUCCACACACAGGGCAGAAACUUAGACAUAGCUGAGAGAUUUGCAAUAGCACACGAGUCGAAAACGCGUUUAGAAAACACAUUGAGCAAAAUAUUUUUUCAAAAAUUUCCAAAAACUACACAACUAAACACACACACAAAAAUACAAUUUCAAAACACAUGAACCUCAGCAAAAGAGCGACAAGAAAAAAGAAGCAUGUGGGCCACGGAUAUACAAAUCCAGUGGGCCGAUUGAGCAAAACCAAAACUUAACAUAGAGCAGCAAGUCUUAAUCUAAUAAUGUGAAAUAGUGCAAAUUGAAAGAAAACCUGAGCCACACACCUGAGAACACCCACACACCGAGCGUAAUUUACAGGCAGUGUAAACUGUACUCGCCGUUGGUUUGUUAGUUGAAAUUUUUUUGAAAAUAUUUACAGCAGAUUACGUAUACGUAUGAAUAUUUAACAAAUAGUUGAGCCGUCUAAUGAUCUACCGAAAGUUGACACACAUUCCACAAGGAAAUACCUACACAAUAACCACACGCAUUCCACGCACACGCACACACACACACGCUCGCAUCGGUACAAAGUGUGUGUUCAUUUGAGAGAGAGAGAGAGAGAGAGAGAAAAUCGCUCGGCCAAACAGGAAGUGGUUUUUAUCGCACUGCUUGGCCGACCGACUUUCCGGUAAGCAGUUUCCACCGCCCGGUUGCACACUGCUUUACAAAAGCAGGCGCAGCUCUGACGGACGGAAAUCGGGAAUUAAUCUUAAAUGUUUAAAAGUCACCCGAUCACUAAGGUUGCUACUUCCCUUUAUCCCACAUUUAAGCGCUAAGCAUAUAUUCGAUGUCUAUUAAGCGAAACUAAAAGCAAAAACAAAAAAAAAAAAGUUAAGAAAUUUGCAAAAACUAUUUAGGUUUUUAAUGAGAGAGCCAGAGUUAUUUGUACGAACAGCGGGCGUUAGGGUAGUUAAAUUUACCAUCUUAUCUCUUACAUUACGUUAUGCGAACCUUCGACCAAAGUUAAUUGUUAACAUGAAUCCCUUAAAUACGGUUUAUUUUUAAUCAAUUCUUUUCCUUUAGUGCCCCACUUUGAGCACGCAUCUUAAUUUUAUAGAAUAAUCGACAUACACAAUAAAACACACCACAAACACACACACACUAGUCUGUUAUUUAUGUAAAUAAUUUAUACGUUUAGUUAAGUUAACGUUUAGUUUAAUUAAUUUACUUUACUUGGCCUUGAGUUGCAACAAAACAAAAUAUAUACACAAAACACCAAAAAUACCAAUUAAAAAAUAUGUUUUUUUCUUUCUCCUGAUUUUAUGAACAUAUAAAAGUUUAAAUCAUAGGUCCCGAUCUCUGGUUGGCUGAGAUAGAUCAUGCACUUCUCACUCAUUAGCACAGCAGACACAGCAUGGAAAGUGGGCGGGUUUAGAGGGAUAUGUUUGCCUGCUCUCCGUCCGGCGAAUUUUGGGGCUGGGGCGGGCAAACCCUGUUGUUCCUGCAGCUGCAAUAUCUCAUCUUCGAUUGCAGCUGCACAGCGACAACAGCAACAACAUCAUUAACUGCAUGCAAAACAUUUGAUUAUUUGGCACAGACAAAAUCAUAUUCCUCGAACGAAACGAACGCAGCGAAAUCGACCAUUUUGGCCCAACAAUUGCUCCGAGGAGCUCCAUCAGCCAGCCAGCCAGUAGGUCAAUCAGUCUGUCAGUUACAAAGUCAGUUAGCCAGUUACUAAGUUAGCUAGCCCCGAACCCUAGCGCCCUCUGGUGGGAGUUAAGAUUAGAUUGGAUGGGAACACCGCUACAAGGAGCAGACGAGAUCGCACCCCCAGCAAACCUUUCGGCCACAACAAUGAUCACGAAAUUAUUGAACAAUAGUUGAAUUUUAGCUAAAACUAAAUUGAAUCGAACUAAGCGAGUUUUUUUAGGCUUAACCAGAGUUCCCAUGGGGAAUGUGAGCAAAAUUUGAUUGCACUUUGGCGUAACUAUGACAAAAUUAGUCGCGUUUAAGACGGUGAGUUUCCUAAUCCGAGAAGCGAGUUCGAGUGGAAGAAACUAAGGUUCUCUUCAAAUCGAAAUUGAAAGUGAAAUUGAAGUUUGGAAAAUUGAAAAAUUAAAAAAUGCAUUUGCGAAAUUAGUAUUUAGGGAAUCGUACAAAGCAGAUGAGGCAGGCAGAGGCAUUCGCUAAUCGAACUGAAGUUUAAGUUUAUCGCAUUAAGUUGAGUUAUCUUACCCCUGAGUUUCACCCAUCUUCACAGCAGACAGAAGUCGAAAUUCAAGCCCGAUUUUGGAGCACCAGGAGUGACGCGUUGAUUGUUAAUGCCUUUACAAAAUUUACGAAGGAAGCGGCUUUUGGCAAUGGAGUUGAAAUUUAAAAAUGAAAUAUGAAAAGAAAUUUGGAAAUGAAAUUGAAAUUGAUCUAAAUACAAUUGUAACUGAUUUUGUGAUAGAAAAGUAACUAACAACAAACUAAAAAUCGAACUAACUUCAUUAUUGUUUCGGAUAAAACCAAUAUGGAGGCUUUGCGCAGAAGUCUCCAUACGAAAUUAUUGAUUGAUGUAAAAAUAGUUAAUUGACAAUUGCGAGACGAGCGAAAUUAUGAGACGAAACCAUUUAGGCAAUUUAAGGCGAAUUAACAAUAAACGUUUGGCUAACAAAACUUUAGGCGAAAUUUUAUCUUUAAGCAAAAUUCGAAAAUAGCGAGAAGCAUCCGUAUCUAAACCGUCGAAAUUCACAAAGUUAACAGUAAUACCAAGCAAAAAAAAAAAAGUAAUUACGAAAAAUUAAGCACUCAAACUUUUCUGUUCUAUUCAGUUUGAAUCAGUUUUAGUCAGCGCUUUCUUUCUUUACCUCAAGGAAGGCGAAUGAACCGAUAUACUUGCGUACCAACAAAUGACACAGGAGCACACUAACACUUGCGUAUAUUUAAUGCAACAUACAUAUUUCAUACAUUUAUACUAACAUAAACAUACAUACUUAAACUUAAGUCAACAAAUCAAAGGGGCGGACCACAAAAGGGUCCGUCUCGAACGAUAAUUGGUUAAUAAAAGCGAAAUUAAUUGAAAAAACAGAAAACACAAAUGACGGCGCUUGGAUUUUUCUUUACCAAAAUUAAACCCCCACCAUUUUGGCCGCUUAUAAACUACCCACAUUUUUGGUUCAAUUCUCCCCAACCAACCAACCAACCAACCAAACGACCAACCUCCGUCAGAAGAAUUUUUGGCAAUUGUCACCACAAAAUUGGAACUGAUUGGCAAGCACAACACGACCACCACCACCUUCACACAUCUCACUAAACCACAGCCACGAAAACAAGUUCAACUAAUCGGUGGAGCGCAGAGGCGAGAAGGGUAAGCGAAAUUCAUUAAAAUUCAUCUUAUUCGAGCGACGCAAACCACGUGAAAGAGACACCUGGCGGACGCGGACAGCACUUGCGCCAGCCUUCAGCCACGCCCACCAAACUUCGGAAUGCCCUUUCGAGAACCACUAGGAAAGCGAGUUUAUUUCCUCCAGAUCAAUAUUUCGGUGUUGGAAAAAUUCCAAAAUGAACUACAGAUCAGCCAUAGGCCAAAGCAAAGUUCCUUCCUCGUUUUUUGGCCAAGCUGCUGCCGCUGUUCGUUCGCCAGGUACAGUUUACACCAGGUACUAAGUUAGCAUAAGCAUUUAGAUUAAGUACAGCAGCAGCAGGAAACCAGACGAGAACCGGAAAUGGACGAUGGACAUCCAUCCGGACGAAGCAACCAAUCAGCGACCCGUGUGGCCAGUGCUGGUCAACAGACCAACAUCGAGUUCACCGCACAGAAAAUCCAAACUUAAACCAUUAAUGCACACUGCACGCAAACCGAUAACGAAAACAAAUCGAUCAAAUGAUCGAGGCAGACGAUGGGAAGCGAGAUCGAGAUGGAAGGCGAGAUAAGUAUAUACCUACUACACGUAAACCAAUUACCAAAUAUAAAAGCAGAUGCAGCCAUAUGCAAUUUUAACUAGAUUUUAAAAGCAUUAAUACCGCAGAAUACCAAGCAAACCAAAAGAAAAUUACCCCAAAACAUACCGAUUACUGAUUACUGAAUGAAAAACAAAACCGAUAACAGAAAUUGAUCAGAUUUGUACAUAGCGACAUUUAAAUACAACUACGUACACGUAAUUAAAAUAUUACUACAGUCUAAGCAUAAGCGACCCCCAAAGAACCCACUCAGAGCCCCUGAAAAGGACAUUCUGGCCAAGGCCAGGACGAUAUUCACUCACAGCCUUACUGCAUUGAAAAUGCUCGCAUUGCGAUUACCAUUAGGAGGGAAGAACGAAGGGAAGAAGGAGUAGGGGAUUGAGAUAGGAGAUGUGCCAAAACCAAAUCGGUAUAUAUAUCAAGCAGAUCCCCUUUGGCAAGCCCACACACGCACAAAACACUGAAAAGAAAAUCAGUCAAACUAAACACGUAGGGUACAUACUCCAUGGUAAAUCAAAGCAAAUCUAUUCGUAACUUCAACUUCAGAGUAACCAUAAGUUAAUUAAACAUCCUUGGUUUGGAAAACAUCUGAUCACAAGACAGAAAGGACGAAGUAAAAUAAAAUACACAUAAAUUUGCAGUUUUGGUAUACAUGAAAAUGAAAAAUGAAACGAAAAAUCUUUUUAACGAUGAAAUAUUUCCAAAAAAAAAAGGAAACAAUUGCGUUUUUUUAGUAGCAAGCGCGAUUCUCAAAAUUCCCAAUAACUUUUGGCCAAAAAUCGAGUCACCGAACAAUAAACAAAAACCGUUUGGAUGUAACAUUUUUAUCACUUAUUUGGCGUAGGAAGAAUCAGAGAGAAGAGUGUAGAAGAGGAGUGUAUGAAGAUUAAGCCGUGGCGCAUCCAAAUGCACCACAUCUUUCUUUAAAACAAACUGCAAUAGAGCAGCACACAGUGCGUAUACUUUCGGCAUGCACUGUGUGCCUGCACCAAUGGACUUAGUUAAACAAUCAAAAUUCCUGCAAUCAUUGCAACAGCAACCAGUAUUACUAACAUUUUUCAGUUGAUCAAUCAGGAAUCAAUUUACGCAUCCUUAUUUGUGAAGUUUAUGAAGAAGAGGUUAAAACUUUUGGCUUAUGACGUAAACCCAACUUUUCGGCCGCAAUGAACAUUGCCCAUGGAAAUUCUAAAUUCGAAUUGAUAUAUAUACAACAACAUCAAAAAGCACAUGAGAAAGUAUAAAAAUAUAAAGAAAAUGUUGCAUAAACCCCUAAACAAAAACGAUAACCAAAUAAAAACAACGAUAACGAUAAACAAAUACCUUAGUAACCGAUAACAGUGAAGCAAGGGAGGAUGAGAAUUCGCAAUUAAGUUUUAACAGCCAACAAUAGCCAGGGAAACAUACACAACUCGUAUGUGAUAUUUUUAUGUUAAUCUCUCACAGUUUUCCACUACCACAAUAAAUAUUUUUACUCAAAUAUACAAAGCGAAGAAGCCUAGAAAUCCAAACAGAAUUCGUAAUAUGAAGGACAACAACAAGCCCAAUUAGAAGCGACAAUACAUAAAAUAAAGAUUGGUAUUAACAACAGCACAAAGCACUUCCAGCAGCAACUUUUUUUGGGUUGCCUACACAUAUCAAAGAUAAAUACGCUAUAUAUACAAUAUUGAGCGAUAGGAGAGAGAUAUUUCUUUUUGUUGAGUCCUUAAGCCAUCCUGAGUUCAAAUUUUACACUGAAUAUAACUGAAUAUUUACCCAUGAUCGAAUACAAAUAUAAAUAUAUAUACAUAUAAACCAAUACCAAAACUAAUCCAUAAGUGUUUAUAGUUGAAUUUUGACAGAAGAACGAGGGAGGAGAAUCAGAUUUUAUGCCACAGUUUCAUUUGCAAUAGUCGAGCGUGCCACGCACGAACCGGGAUAAUUUAUAGUACAAUACAAUGCAACAAGCAGACAAACCAAACAAACAAACAAAUAAACAAUUAAGCAACAGCAACCAAUAACUUUUUAUAAAACGAUUUAUAUUUUUAUACUCAAACUAAAAUCAAUCAACAACAACCGCAGCAAUAGCCAAUUAGCCAAAUAAGCCAAAACUUUUAGUUCGUUCACCGAGGUUUUCAGUUAGCAAUUAACGACAACAGCAACAAUUAUGUUUUCAUUUACGAAUCAGCAAUCGAGGCGAUCUGAGUGUCCCAUUAGAACCCAUCCCAGUUGUUAUAUAUCCGUUCACCGGUGGAGCCGAGCACGCCACACAAGAAAUUGCCAAUAGAAUUGCAGUCCCAUGUACUGUCACUACAAAUAUUUGAAGACGAAGCCCCGAAGAAGAUGCCUGCCUGCUGAACCCGAGGGAAACGAGACCAGAGGAGUAGCCACAAUCAAAACUUUAUGCAAAUCGUGCUUGGCCUGUCCGGGAUUAGGAUAUAUCUCAGCUGCCGGUGGUGGGUCAAUCAUCCAAUCGGGGAGACCCACUCAGAUCACGACUCACAUAGGCAACAAGAAUAAGUGAUAAAAACCCUUUGUUUCACAAUUCUCUUACGAGCAGGCCCAAACCAAAAAGGGCCAGAUAACUUUGCGUGCGUUUAACUGGUACCGUUCCUGGUAACACGAAACUGAAUCAAAAGUAUAUAUGCAUAUAUAUAUAUAUACAUAUAUCUGGGGGGACGUGCAACGCGCUGCGAAACGAACUGCAAAACUCCUUUGGUUUACUCUCACACAAUAAAGCAAACAGUUACAGAUACAGAUGCACUUGCAGAUGCAGCAGCAAUAAACAGGUGAAAAUUGACAAAUCGCAACUCGAGACGGGGGUCGGACAUGGCCCCCAGACAAUAGCCCAGCAAUAUUAUUAUUAUUUCCCAAUCGGCGUCCUUUGUAAUCCUUCGAGGAUUAAAGGUGCGCCACCAGCCGUCGUCAACUGAAGUACAACCAAAACGAAAUCGCACCCAUUGGCACCACCAAGAAGCAAGCAGCCGCUGCAUUAGUCCCCAGAAAGGAUAAACACAAGAACAAAUAUAAAUAUAAAUAUGAUUACCAGGAAAGGGCCCAGACGUUUGUCAAAAUUCUACACGAAAUUUUAUGUAAAACAACUGUAGGAGCAAACGAAAAACGCAAUUCCAACGAGCCAGCGAAAGAGCUAAACCAAUCGAUUUUCAGUUUCAAGGUUUUCCUUCUCCGGCCAUCGAUCCAGGUUUCGAUCGAUCGCCCAUCCUAUAAUUUAAACGAGAUAAAGGCGUGCCACGGGACGUGGCAUGUGUACAAUAUGUAAACUAAUUAAAAUGUAAACCAUAUAAACGAAGGCGAUAAGCGAACAAAUGAAACAACAAUAUUUAUACAGAGACUGCAAACAAAUGUGAUCAGAUAUUUUAUAAUAUAUAAGUUUACAGAGCAAUCGACAGGCAAUAUCGACUAGCUAUAGCCAGCCGAUGAUGCUACCGAUCAAAUCAAAAGUCGAAGAACAGCGAUAGCGAACAAACACAGCAACAGCAACCACAGUAGGCGUUAAGGUAACCGUUAGCUAACCGUAACCCUAAACGUAACGAAACGAGAGCCGUAAACGUAAGCAACCGAUAAACAAAAAAAAGUAUUUAUAAUGAUAUUUUUUACAAUAGCAUAUACAACUAAAUAUAUAGCAAAACGACAAACAAACCGAGCGGGAGCCGCAGCUGGCGAAAGUAUCCACAAUCAGCCCUUAACCCAUAUCCUGUAAUCCCUUUGAACCGCUUGAACGCUUUUAUCCCGAAUGUCCCGAAGGUCGAAGCUGCGGCCUCCACGCGCAACAGUUGCCUUUCACAGAAACAAUUUACCGAUUAAGUUAUCAAUAGUGAAAUAGACAAGCCAAAACGGCGACCGUGCCCUCUCCAGCAAAGGGGGCGUGGCGCCGCAGUUUUUCCAGCCAGUUUUCAGUUGAGCAUUUCCUCAGUUCGUUCGAGUACAACAACAACAAAGGAAGAGGGUAGAGCAAAGUUUUUCAGUUCAAGGUUCAUACAAAGAUUAUACUUAGUUUUCGGAAGGAGUGGAGGAAAGUAGAGGAAUGAGGAGAAAUGGAAGAGGAGACAGUGAAGCGUCGAAUAAGAAGUCUUAGGAUGGGGUAACCAGUAAUACACAGCAAAACACAUAUAUAUAUAUAAAGCAAUCAUAUAUAUGUGAACAAUUUGUUUCGAUUUAGUGAGUCGAGUUCUUCAGUUCGAUCAACAAAGUUUGGCAGCAUUUACAGCCUGAUUUGAACGAUGCAAGCGUUAUGGGAAAUUGAGCAAUACUUGAGUUCUGAACAAUAGUGCCGGUAACAUUUAUACUAUAAGUGAAACUAUAUAAAUAGACAUAUAUAUAUAAAAUACAUACUCUAGACGUCGUAAUCCGUAUUUCAGCAUAGCUAACAAAUGUUCUAAAUGUACACUGAGUAAUGAAAAUCCGGAACCCAAGCAACAAACCAAAAAACAAAAAUGCAGAUAAGUCAGUCAGGUGAGUGAAAGAAGAUAGAGGGUAUUCGCUUGUGCAGCAUUUUUCGAGCGGUACAUGCAGAUCGAAUAUUACCUGGUAUUGGCCGAGUGACCCAACAAAACCCCCAAGUAGCCCCGCCCCUCCCAGCACACGAACCACACACUCAACCACAUUACGAUCCACAACCUUAUAAAUAUAUAUAACUUAUUACUUAUAUAAGGACAUAAACUCAAAGCAAGCAAAACAAAAUUAUAAUAAAAUACAAAUACAAGAUAAUGGUAGUUGCUAUUUUAAAUAUGUAUUACAAAACCAAGAAAAAUGCAAAAAAAAAAUAACAAAGAAAACCAAACAAAACAAACUAAAUUAAAUCGAAUGUCAGUCAAAAUAAAAUGAUCUUCAGCGCAAGCAGCAAAAGUCUCUAGUAAAUGUUAAGCAGGAACCAAAAGCCAACCUGAGCAACAACAACAGCAGCAGCAGAAACCGAUUCAGAAGCAAAGCAAAAGCAAAUCAGUCAGACACACCUAUAUAUUACCUUAAUAUAUAUAUAACGCAGUUUGUUCCAAGCCAAAAUCAGUACAUGAAACUAUAUGAUAUUUGUAUGCUUUUUUACUCACACCAUAUAAGCCAAGUGGAAAUUGGUACAGAUCAGAUCAGAUCGGCAGGACCUAUUCGCCAGGAUACUCCGCCGCCUUUAGGUUUAAUUUACGCACUCAGACACGCAGACACAGACACACUCGAAAAAAAAAACAAAAUGAACAGAGAUACUACGAAACUGAAUGUCAGCAUAGGUAUAAUCGUAACGAGAAUCAACUAAAAUUUAUACUCAUAGUUUAGCAGUCGCCGUAAUUGAUUUAUAUUUUGUCAGCCACACGAAGCAGAAUCAAACCGACAGACGAGACGAACUCAACUAAGCUAGAUACAGAUACAGAUACAGAUACAAAGAAUAUCCAAAAGAUACAUUAAAUAUAACUCAACAACAGCCACCUAGAACAAGAGAACAACAACCACAGUAACUACAACAACUUAAUGCCGUUCAGCCAACAACAACAUCAACCAGAACAACAAUCGAGCAGGAUCAGUUCACAGAUGCAGCAGCUUACUUAUAGUUUUUUCAGGAUAAUAAAGAUAAAGAUACAUACACCAUCUAAGCAUACUUAUAGCCAAGCCCAGCCCAAAAACAAAAAACGGAACUCCAGACCACAAUCAAAAGCAGAAACAGGUACAGAUUUCAGAGCAGGAUCAGAGAAGGAAUGAGGAGGAUGAGAAAACAUUUCAAUCAAGUGCUAGCAUUUCGAAGAACGUUUUAACAUUUCGGCUUAGAAAUACGUAGAGAAAAAUUACAACUUUCGGCUCAAAAGCAACGCGCUGCAUUUUGCAAAAGAAACCCAACAAGAAUGAGAACUCUUGCACACAUGCAAGACUAAAACGAACACCUAAAUGAAGUAAAACACUCUCGGCUAAGACUUUGGCGUGAAUUUCGGAAAAUAAAUAUAGAAAAAACUCAGACGAACGUUUUGAUACAGACGAUAAUUCAGAUUGCGACAUCAGAACUAUAAUGAAACCAAAUGUGACCAAAGACGCGGUGCAAGCGGCCCAGUAGUUUUCCAGAUACUUUCAACACUCGCAGACCCACAAAAAAAUCAUGUUUAGGUAUAAGUGUAAAAUUAUAUACAAUAUAAACGUAUUUCGGUAAUGUUCCUAAUAAACAUAUGACACACAUUCGCUCACAGACAGACUUGUGCGCAUAUAUGCAUAGGCAUAUUCAAAAAGUAUAUAUGUGCGAAUAAAUUGCAGUUUCGGCCACACAGUAAAAAUUCAGCAUUUAACCGUUUGGCAAAGUAAAUUAGCGGGUAUAACAAAAACUAGGAAACAAAAAUUGGUCUGCGAGCUCGAUUAAGCUGGAAAAAUUGAAAACUGGACUGCUUGCAGAAAACAUUAGAACAUGUAAAAUGAAAUUAACUUAAUUGUUUACAGGCAGCAUUCUAUGAGAAGAUUACAUUCAGAUCGUUUAGAUAAUCUUAUUUCCCGUUGAAAAGCAGACAAGAUCAGUGCUUUUCAAUCAAUGACAACGCGUUUAAAAGCCCAAAAAAAAGGAAAAGAAAAUCAUGCAAGUACGAAACAAAUCACGAAAUGAACUAAAUUAAAAACCUCUCGGCCAUGUUUGGAUAAUUCUCUCUCGGUGUAAACAUUCAGGACAAAUUUACAAAAAAAAACCACAAAAAAAAAACAAAAACCAAAAAGAAAAGAAAACUUUAGGAUUAAAAAAAAGGGAAAAAUACGAAUUCAAAAUCCAAAAAUUAUACGCAAAAUUACUGAAUUUUGGAACACAAAAUUACGUAACAAAAACUUAAGAUGUAAGCGAAAGCAGCAAAGAGCUGCAUUUCGGAAAGCAGUAGACGAAGCAGUGUAGUCGAAGCAGGGAAGUAAGCAGUAGAGAAAGCAGCCUAAAACCAGAACGGGAAAAUGGAAAACGGAAAACUUUGAAAGAAAUUUUGAAAACGUGUUGGAAAAAUAUCAGAAAAAGUACAAGCUUAUUUUAAGCACCUUCGCGCCUUAUCUUUAAGAACGUAAAUAAAUCGAUGCAAAAAUGAGAAAAAGUAACCGAAACAAAGCGAUAACAAAACACAAACUUAAAUUAAAAUAAAUUUAAUACGAAAACAUUGUACAUUUAGAAAAUACGAGCAAAAUUGAGCAAAGUUUCGAUACAUCUCCGGGUAGUUAACCUUAUCUAAGCUUAAGUUCGAUUCGAACCGGUUAAAUUCGGGCUCGGAUACUGCAGAAAGCACCUUUAGUUUUCCCUCAGUUCGGGUUUUAUGAAAAACUCAGUCCUAAAUUGUAUACACAAGCAAGGAAAGGAUAAUACGAAAAAGCAGUAGGUGAAAAAGCUGAAAAGAACAUGACUAGUCGACAACCAAGGCAGUGGCAGGAACUAAUUGGAAAAAUCAGUUCCGGUCCCCGCUGACAAUUGAAACCGAAUAAACAACAAACAAAAUUCCAAAACAUUGCAGCAGCAGACUUCAAAAUUAUAAAGAGAUAAAUAAAAAAAAAGCCAACCAAAUUAACAAAAUUCAUAACUGCGGUUCGGAGCACAUAGGGAAAAGUGUAUGAAAGGUAUGAUAAAAAUAUAAAUCCAAAAAGCUAAUGCGAAGAUUGAAAGAAAAAGUAAACUUUUGUGUUCCCCAAAUCUCUGUAAAUGUUUAGAUGUAUGAAAGAAAACCAGUCGAGGACACUACUUGAGUUGAGUUAGGUUUUGGUGGGGCUGAGACCGACUUCAAAAUAAGAUGUGUAUGUAAAAAUCAAACUAAAAUGAAUACUAUAAAUGUAACGCUAUGAAUCCUAACCCCAUUGCCCGAGAUUUAGUUUUAAAACUUGAUAAGUAUCUAUUACCUUGACCACUAUCCACCAGCUUAUAUUCGUGUAUGUAACCCCCAUUUUAUUGUUUUUUGAGAUUUGCCAACGAUCGAUCAAGCGUGAUUCCUUUUACGCUCUUGAGUUCCUUCCCCAAGAAACCACAUCCAAAGAGAUCCAUUGGGAUUUGUGCACCGGGCCAAGGAGUGGGCAGUUCUCAAGCCUCGAAAAUAAACCCAAACUGCCCGGCCCAGUGGCCAGAACAUCGGCAUUGUUAUGGGUCGGGCAACUCCAGGACAUCCAGAUCCGUUUCGCACCAUAGCACUCAAGGCAAUACAAACAACCGGCGGCUAGAGAGAAGCAAAAUGAAAAGAAAAGCAGAAGACAAGGCAAAGGACAAGUUUCGAACCAAGGAUUUCGGUAACAUUUCGAACGCAACUUUCGGCAGAGUUUCGAACAACUUUGGAUUAGGCUUUUGUUGUUAAUUUGUUUUUUUGCGACCACGUCUCCAUAGCACUCGAGCAACAUGCAAUAUGCAACAGCAACAUGCAACAGCAACACACAACACAAGCAGCAAGCAGCAAGCGGCAACGUGAUACACGAGUUGAGCAAGUGAAAAGCAAUUUUUGAAAUGGGGCCACAACGUCCGAUCUAAAGUGCCUUCAAGUAACAAUGAAAACAAAAGAAAACAAAAAGAAAAUACCAAAACUAAAAACUGUUAAUUUUUUAUGUAACUAAAACCAACGCGGAGGAUGAAAUUAUAACACAAAAAUUGUAUAAAGAAAUUAAACGUGUAAAAAGUAUAAAAAUUUAAACAAAAACUAAGCGAUGACGAUGGUGAACGCGAAAGCGGAAACGUAAACGUAGAGAAAGGGCUCCAAAUAGACCGGAAAUUAAGCAAAAACCAUAACUGCUUCAUUCUUUGGCCUGGUCACACCGUCUCUCCGAAGGAACUCACGCAUAUGGGCUAAAAAUGCAAAGGAAAAUCGAUCGCAAAUCUCUUAGAAGCCAUCUUAAACAUUUACUUUCGCAUCCUUCCCUAGCAAAAAGUUGUAAUUGACUACCUAAUUAAGCGGAAAAAAUAUGUAUGUAUUUAGUUUUAGUAUGUAAGCGAAUGGAAAUUCACAUAAAACUCGAUUUAGACGAACAUAAUGUAUGGGAAAAUUAAUUAUUUAGACUAGCGAAAGCAGCAACAAAGGUUUGGAUAUAGACACCCCGAGUAUACCCCCUAUACCCCAUACCCCAUACAUACGCCUAUAGCGCUGAGUUGCUCAUCUAUCAAUGUACUUAAAACCACAAGAACACAGCCACACUGACACUUGCAUGUACUAUGCUACAUUUAAUUUAGAUUUAGAUGCGAAUAACUAAGUAUUCAACUCAAAGUUAUUCGAAGAACGAUACGAGAUGAACUGCGAACGGCAUACUGAAGAGGUGGCAAUUAGAUAUAGAGCGAACUAUAUUUAAGGACUCGGAACUAGCGACUCUCAGAAAAUGAAAAUGAAACGCGAGUGCGCAGCGACACAGGAUCGCAGAUAAACUAUAAGACUUUCCAGAAACGAAGGGGGAAACCUGUCGUUUCCCACUUUUGUGCUUUUUCCUACCCCUGACACACACACUGCAGACAUACACCUACCGUAGAUCUUGAGUUGGCAGCAUCGUAAUCGUUUUUUUAGUCGACGAUGGGAAAGAACUAGCAAAAAUUAGCAAAAUUUAAAAUUGAUUAUGUGACACACAACACACCUUCCACACACUCACACACACACAGAUACUCCAUGUAUAUAAGUAUGUAUAUUCCUUUGAGCUGAACAUUGUAUAACCGAACGAUUACGAUACCACAAACAAACACAGCGACACAACGACCUUAGCCAUCAGAAUACAAGGACACACCGAGGUGUGUAAAGGGUUCUUUGCUUACAACUUUUCAAACGAAUUAAACCGUUUCGGCCAACCUUUAGGAUUGACAAAAGAUCGACUUGAGGAACACAGCCCCGCCCACUCUGCUCCGAAAUUCAAUGAGCGGGGGGGCGGGAGAAUGCAUCGUUUCGGUUGAUGGAUGCAAACGAUCAAAAAUGUAUUGGCCCCCCCAAGGGCCAAGUGAAACCAAAUCGAGCCAAGAAAUUGAUUUAUGUUCAAUUAAGCAAGCAAAAACAACAUGCGAACAUUUGAAAAUUGUGAAAUAUAGAAAAAUGAAAACUUUCAGUUAAAAGACAACAAUAGACCGGAAUGAUUUCCAAGCAAUAGUACAAACAACUUUAGAGAUAACUUUUAUAAUGUAAUUGUAAGCUAAGUGGUGGAAGAAGAGCUCCGGAAAAUGCAAAAAUGCGGGGAUAAAUGCCAAACUCUAGUAAUCCUCGAAAAUCCGGAGCUAUAUGAGUAAUAAAUGGGAAAAAAAACCCCGCGUACGCAUAUACGAUUUACCCUAAUUUAUACUAAGUUGAGAUUUAAACACACAUUGAUUUCAAAUUUGAUUAGUGCGAAGUAAGCGAAAUUGAAGGCCAGCACAAGACGUUGACAUUUUCGAAAUUCCAACUUGACAUACUACCGCAGGACCUUCUCUUCCGCAGAAGCUGAAGGCCAAGUAAAACGAUUGAAUCAAGUCACUUCACACACACAGUUUAAAUUUAUAAGAAUAUGUACUAACAAUAGGAAACGUAUCCCAAUUUUCCAAUUUCCCGAUUUACCAACACCCAAUCCCCUGUAUCCCCUUGCCCCACAAAAAAACUCACACAUUACUAUUUACCACAAUACGAAAAGAAAGCAAAGUAAUGAAAAGAAAACCAAAAGUAAUGGAAAAAUAAAAUCAAGCAAAGCAAACAUAUAUGAAUGUAAUACGCGGUGGAAACAUACAAAGUUGGGAAACGAGAAAAUUUCACAAUCGACUAUGUCGCGUAUACACUUACGAUAGUACGAUAUACUAACUUUAUAUGAUUAACUAACUCAUUUCGAAUGAACCAUAGCGAUAUAUGUAUAAGCCACGUUUUGGUUUCGGUUUCGAUUUCGGUUCCGUUUUAUAAACUUUGGUUUGGUUUACACUUUUGGAAACUUCGGAAACGCAUUUCAGGCCAACAAAUUGAAAAUAAACUUAGACUUUUGGACCAGUUUUGUUCCCGCUAAAUCGGAUAAAUCGAUCAAAAUUGUACAUUUAGCGCAAACGAAAAAUUGCAAUUAAAUGAUUAAAAGUCCCGAAAAACGGAAAAUCGAAAUUUGGAUUUACAUUUAGAGAAUGCAUUUAGCGCAAAGCAAAAGCAAUCGACACCACACCACACGACACCAUCACCACACAAAAAUGAAUGAAAAUAUGUAUGAGGUAAAUUCAGUAUUUCGGAUAUAAGCGAAUAUAAUAACAUACAAAUUUAUAUUUAUGCAAGCGACAAAAUCGAUAGACAUCGUACUAAAAAUGUGUAAUGGAAUGGAAAUUGUAAAACAAGAGGAAAACACUAAACUACAAUAUGACAUUUUUAAUCGAAAAAAAACAAAACUUAUUUUAUUGAAAAAUUAUGUAAAAUUUACUAAGAAAAAAAUACAAAAAAACACACAAUAAAACUAUAUUGUUUAUUUUCAUCUUUAAAAAUAAAGUUUUAAAAUCGU
Molecule: messenger RNA, 23486 nt
Organism: Drosophila melanogaster (fruit fly)
Lineage: Eukaryota; Metazoa; Arthropoda; Insecta; Diptera; Drosophilidae
Gene: pros
Product: prospero
Exons: 7
Coding region: 2449-7956 (1835 amino acids)
Biological process (GO): positive regulation of transcription by RNA polymerase II; negative regulation of transcription by RNA polymerase II; regulation of DNA-templated transcription
Cellular component (GO): nucleus; cell cortex; cytoplasm
Molecular function (GO): DNA-binding transcription repressor activity, RNA polymerase II-specific; DNA binding
Source: RefSeq, marked reviewed